CAGAAAGGAGACAGGAAGAAAGAGGUUUGGCUCGUCCCAGGCUUUUGAAACCUCAGAGUUUACUCCCAGUGGCACACUUCUCCAACAAGACCACAUGUCUUAAUCCUUCCCCAAAGACUUCCAACAACUAGAGGCUACGAGCAUGGGACAUCUCUGUGACCCACUGGACACACGCCAAGGCAGAAGAAGAGCAGUUGGCAGCCAUGACCAGUGCUAGAGAAAGUCUAUGUGCGGGAGGCUCAGGCUGGAGAGCCCCAGGAGGUGACCUCACUUUCCUCACAAUGGUCCAGAUGUUACUUGGCAUCCUGGUUGCCAGGUAGCCAGAGGCGGGCAGUAGCCUCACAGUUCAGGCUGACUCACUCAUCCUGAGAACCUCAACGAGUGAGGAUGUGGUCCUGUUUUAGAAAAAUCCAUGACUCAGGCCACAUAAAAGGCAAGAGUGGUCUCCUUGGCCACCUUUGGGAUCGUUUGGUGUGCCUUGUCACACACGUCUGGUCAUCUUGUACCAUGGAAGAACAGGGUCAAGAGGAAUUGGUCCGCCUAUUUAGACUGCUCAAAUUUGACCAUAGAAAUCCAGAUUUCAUAGAGAAUGUUGUGUCCUACCUCCCUACUGCUCUACGAAAGGGAAAGGACGACUUUGUGGAUGCUUUCCUUGUUGUCUAUCCUGCUUUCGCCACCACCCGGAAGGUGCUGGUAUUAAUAACGGACAAGAUUAUGUGUGGAUCUCCCGAUGCUGACUUUCUAGAAGACUACGUUAUAAAGAGAAAAAUUCUAUACUUUCUGAUAGACUGGAUGCAAAAGUUGCCGCAGGAUUUUAGGAUGGCUCCGGACCGGGCGAUCCUGAAGAGACUUCUGGACUACCUGUAUCAGGACUUUCCUCCAGUAUUCCCCCGACUGAGUGUCCAGAGGCUCCUGUCACAGCUGGAGGCGCAGAAGUCCGCGGAAACGCCCGAGGAAGAUGAGGAGGCCACAGAUGGUGGGUUCCGCUGGACAACAACAUCAUUAGCCCCGAUACCGGAUGCCACAGAGAUGCAGGAGAAGCUGCAUCCUACACCACCUUCUGUGGCAGGGCCACCGGGAGACCUGACACCCAGAAAGGACACCAAGAGAGCGGAUUUGGCAAUAGUGGGACCAACUCUGCCCAAGGAUGGACCAAACCCUGAUGGUCACGCCAGAAACAAUUACAGGCCUGACCCUGAAAUUUACACCAAUUUCAUCAGGAAGUGCACCUCCUUGGGGCUGUAGGGCAAGUUUUCCACCUGCUUCACAGAGCUCCAGCAUAACUUCCUGAUGGAUCGACCACCCAAGGUGAAGAGUCUCAUCCACCUGGUCAAGCACUGGUACCAGCUGGUAUGGCGUCUGGCCCAUCCACUGUGAGCCCUGUCUAUACAGCGACUGAAUACAGUCAGAGGGUAGAAAGGG
Messenger RNA from Myodes glareolus (Bank vole), 1422 nucleotides. NCBI's taxonomy places the organism in Eukaryota, Metazoa, Chordata, Mammalia, Rodentia, Cricetidae. The record is from RefSeq and is a predicted model, not a curated record.